AUGAGGAGUCAGCGUCUUAAGUUGGGCUUCCUCUGCAGCAGAGGGGAAAGGAGGCUCGACCUAAAGUCCAUAACUCCGGGUUCUUGCGUGAGCUCUUGGGACUUCUAUGUGGAUCCAUGCGACCACCUCUUAACAAACCGCUUCACUUGCGGCUUCAGAUGCGACCGGCUCGUCUCCGGUUUCUCCCGGGUCACCGAGAUAACCCUCGACCCGACCGGAUACUCGGGCUUUCUCGGCUCGACCGUCUGGAACCUUCCUUACCUCCAAAAACUCGACCUCUCCGACAACUCCUUCCACGGUCCCAUUCCCGAUUCCCUUUCCAACUUGACCGGUCUGAACCGGCUUUGCCUCUCCAUGAACUUGUUCACCGGUCCGGUCCCUGGCUUGCUCGGCUCCCUCUCUCUUCUCGAAGAGCUCUACCUCGAUAACAACUUCCUCGUGGGACUUCCUUCGAGCUUCAACGGUCACGUAAGCUUGAAGCGGCUCGAGCUCCAACGAAACAACCUCUCCGGUGAGAUUCCCAAUCUAGGCUCGCUCAAGAAUCUGUAUUACCUCGAUUUGAGUGAAAACAGAUUCUCCGGCGAAGUUCCGGCUACUUUGCGGACCUCACUGGUGGAGCUCUCUCUCCGAAACAACAGCCGGUACGGAAUCCUCCCGAAUAGCCUGGGCAGUUUGGUAACUUUACAGGUUUUGGGUCUGAGUUACAACGAGUUAAGCGGGCGAGUGAGAUCGUUCCUCUUCGAUCAUCCUUCGCUGCAACAAUUGACGCUCUCUCACAACAGAUUCUCCUCCUUGGAAGUAGUAGAUAAUGGGGGUGUCAAUAGUAGAUUGAUAGCUCUUGAUCUGAGCCACAACGAACUCCAAGGUCUUUCGCCGGCGUUUAUGGGGUCGAUGACGGAACUCUCGGCUUUGUCGGUGGAGCACAACAAGUUUACGGGGAUGAUUCGGCCGCAAUACGCCGUCAAAGCGGCGGUUCGCGGGCCCGGAACGUCGCCGUUUCAGAGGCUCUUGCUGGGCGGGAACUACUUGUUUGGGCCUAUCCCUGGGCCCUUAUUGGGCCUGAAGGAGGGCUACGUUAACGUCAGCUUGGUGGAUAAUUGCUUGUACUGGUGCCCUGACAUGUUCUUCUUUUGUAAAGCUGCGGAUCAGAAGUCUUUGGUGGAUUGUAAGAGUUUUGGGUUCUAUAGUCCUUGAUACAUACAUUGCUGAGUUUUCUGUAAACUUUAAAAAUAAAGAAAGAAAACAAUUUUUUUU
Messenger RNA from Morus notabilis, 1254 nucleotides. RefSeq names its product leucine-rich repeat receptor-like protein kinase PXL1. NCBI's taxonomy places the organism in Eukaryota, Viridiplantae, Streptophyta, Magnoliopsida, Rosales, Moraceae. The record is from RefSeq and is a predicted model, not a curated record. Gene Ontology annotation, molecular function: protein binding.